AUGAACGACUUUGCCACUUUAGAAAAAACUAUAGUACGUGAACUCUCCUGCCGCCUGUGUCUUUGCAAUGAUGUUAUCAAACUAAAGCCCCUCAGUGCCGAGGUUAAGCGAAAGAUUAAGAAAUUAUAUGAUAUCGUUAUACACACAGACGAUUGUCUACCGAAAGCCAUAUGCCACGACUGUCUGCAACAAAUCAGUAAUUCAUACAUCUACGCAGUUAAAGUAGAGAGAACCCAAAAGUUUUUAGAGUUUCACAAAUGUAAAACGAUCGAAGAAAAGCAAGGUGCCAACACAAAAGGCUACCCCAUCAUUACCGAUUUAUCAGUAAAGAAUGAUACACCAAAUCCAAAUUCGAACAGUCCACCAAAACCAGCGUCACCAACAGAUCUGCAACAGGGCGAUACUAAAGCAAAACCCAAGCAAGCGAAGAAGAAAACUCCAGCAGAUAUGAAGUAUUUAGAAGCGAUGCCAUUAGAGGAAUUCGCUAAAACUGAAAAAGUAGAUAAGUCCUUACUAAACAGUACAACAUCUGCGAACACAAAUCCCGUACAGACUGGGUUAGCUGAAAGGAAUAUUGACGAUGAUGUUACAAAUGCAGAAUUGGAUCCAAUCGUAAUAGUCGAUGGGAGACCAGCUAAGCAGGGCCCGGCGCUUGAUAGGCAAAUAACACUGUUUUACAAGAUGGAAUGUUGCAUCUGUCAUGAAACGGGUUUCCAUUUUAGGUCGCUAAUGAAACACUAUAAAGAUAGACACGGCGUACCGGGCUACGUGACUUGUUGCGAUAAAAAAUUCCACUAUUUCUACCCGAAAAAAAUCAUUGAACACAUGGCUUACCACCUUCAGCCAAAUAUAUUUAUGUGCCAAAGUUGUCAUCAGAACUUCCAAACGUCACAGGAGCUGACGGAGCACCAGACAAACGGCGGUCGAACGGAAGGCAAGAUAAUAUGCCCCCGGUGUUCAGACCGUUACCCCACAUACAAGGAACUGGGGACGCACAUUGUCACGCAUAGGACAGACAAACUUCAGUGCGACUAUUGUGGGAAACAAUUAAAACACCACCACCGCAAGAAAACUGUAAACCACAUGGAAGAUGUUAUUCUGUGUUCUCAGUGUGUGCGGACUCUAAAAAACAUUGAAAAACAAGAAAGAGACAUUAAAGAAAAGGUCAAAAGUAAAAGCAUCGAUACGUUAACGAUGCAAAAGUAUCAGAAAUUCCGACAAGCGAUGGGACUAUCCGCCGACGAGGAAGCGUCUUCAGAUUAA
Leptosia nina is the source of this 1263-nucleotide messenger RNA. The record is from the annotation of a GenBank genome assembly. Lineage: Eukaryota; Metazoa; Arthropoda; Insecta; Lepidoptera; Pieridae.